This is a messenger RNA of Punica granatum (pomegranate), 3999 nucleotides long. The record is from RefSeq and is a predicted model, not a curated record. NCBI's taxonomy places the organism in Eukaryota, Viridiplantae, Streptophyta, Magnoliopsida, Myrtales, Lythraceae.
AGUUGGGAUGGUAUACAUUUCGUGUUUACUGUAAAAUGGAUUUUUGUUUGCUCCUCAAUAUUGCCUGCUGUUACAUCUGACUUCAAGUUAGUAUAAAGUGAGGACUGCAUCUUCUGUUUCUUGGAACUAUUAUCUCCUCUUUGGUGAAAUUCAGGUAAGGUGCCAUGCCGAAUCUUUACUCAUUUUGAAUGUUAGUCGAUUUCUAUGGCUUACAGAUUCCUAUAGGGAUGUGCCUUUGCUCAUGGGGCAGGUUCAAUUCUUCUCUAUUUUGUGGCUGUAUAUAUACUAGCUAGCUCGGUAAUAUCUCAAUGCUCAUUUUCAUUGUUCUCCUAGUUCCCGUUCUAGAUAUAUGGAACUUGGGGAAGCUGAGGUGGUUAAUAUUGAAACCAUAGCAGAUUCAUUCUAUCAUCAUCAGGCAGAUCUCAUGAUUGGCAUUCUUAUAUCGAUAUUUCAAUGCUCGUUUCAUUGUUCUCCUAAUCCUGUUCUCUUUGUUAAUUGAGGAGGCAGGGAACUUGGAGAAGUUGAACCAGGUUAUGCUAAAGUUGUAGCAGAUUUGAUUUGUUAUCAUUGAGCAAAUCUCAUGAUUGGCAUUCUUACCUUGAUUUAUGGAAUACGUUGUCUCUGGUUUUAACGAAUGGAUGGCUUAACUCUGACAUCUGCAGUAGUUGGCAAUGAAAAUAGCCUUUUUAGAUUUGCGAUUUUAUCAUAUGAUUAAGUAUUCCAAAUCCAAUGUUGAUGCUUGGUUGUCUAUAUGCCUUCCCCACUCCAGUAUGGUGUCCUGAGCUGAGGAUGAUAUAUUUUCGGCUUUAUCCUUCCUGCUUAAUACACUAGAAGAAACAAAAAUGUGGAAAGCUAUUUCCCGUGCCGAGAAAAUUCGGAUGCAGAUUUUAGAGUUCGACUUUGGCAUCUUCCGAAUAUAAUGUCGUGUUCGGAAGGAAAGGAAAUGGAGGGAGGAUGAACGACUUCGGGGAUUUAUAAUAAAAAAGAAAAAUCUAACGGACCCAAUGAAAAAUCUGAGACAGGACAGGCAGUAACAACCUCAGCCACUGUGGAUCCCAAUAUAACGGCUAAACGAACAUAUCAGUUAGCCAAAGCUCCUCUGGUCUGAGCUACACAGGACUCAUUGUAACGUAGUGUAGAGCUAGAAAGAGAGGGUAGAGAGAGACAGAGAGAUGAGCUCAGCGUUCGUCUCCUCAACACCACCGCCGUCCCUCGCCGUAGCCACUGGGAAGAGCAAGAGCGCCCCACUGCCGCCACCAUCACUGCAAGUGGCCCACCACACUCUGUCCGAGAGAGUCCACAUCCCUUCCCACGUCUACCAACACCCUGCCGCUGUCCUCCUAGAGCUCUGCACCUCCCUCAGGGAGCUCCACCAGAUUGUCCCCCUCGUCCUCAAGAGCGGCCUCUACGGCGAGCAUCUCUUCCAGACCAAGCUCGUCAGCCUCUUUUGCAAGUAUGGCAGCCUAGCGGAGGCCGCCCGCGUCUUCGACCCAAUCAACGACAAGCUGGACGUCCUGUACCACACCAUGCUCAAAGGAUACGCUAAGAGCUCCUCCCUGGACACCGCCCUGUCCUUCUUCUGUCGCAUGAAGCACGAUGGUGUGGUCCCCAUUGUGUACAACGUCACCUACCUGUUGAAGGUCUGCGGGGAUGGGGCGAACCUAAGGAGGGGCAGGGAAAUCCAUGGGCAGCUGAUCGUCAGUGGGUUUGGGUCGAACGUGUUUGCGAUGACCGGACUGGUCAACAUGUAUGCCAAGUGCAGGCUCGUCAAAGAGGCUCACAAGAUGUUCGACCGAAUGCCCCACAGAGACUUGGUCUCUUGGAACACGAUCAUUGCGGGAUAUGCGCAGAAUUGCAUGCCGCGGGUUGCGUUGGACCUGGUUGCGAGGAUGCAGGUGGAGGAGCAGCAGCCCGACUCAAUCACUCUGGUGACGCUUCUGCCGGCUGUUGCAGAUAUCGGGUCACUGAGGAUCGGGAAGUCGGUUCAUGGUUAUGCAAUCAGGGCCGGGUUCACGUCCCUUGUGAAUGUCUCCACCGCUCUCUUAGAUAUGUACUGUAAGUGUAAAUCUAUUGAUACCGCGCGAUUGAUCUUUGAUGGGAUAAAGAACAGGACAGUCGUGACAUGGAACUCGCUGAUUGACGGGUAUGUCGAGAAUGGUAACCCCGAGGAAGCAUUGGCAAUUCUCGAUCAGAUGCUGGACCAAGGAGUGGAGCCCAGCAAUGUAACUGUGAUGGGAGCAUUGCAGGCUUGUGCCGAUUCAGGUGAUCUCGAGCGAGGAAAGUCAGUUCACAAGCUUUUGAAGAAGCUCGGACUUGACUCUGAUGUUUCUGUUGCCAACUCUUUGAUUUCCAUGUAUUCCAAGUGCAAGAGGGUUGAUCUUGCAUCUGAAAUAUUCAAUAACUUGAAGGAUAAGAAAACGCUCGUCUCAUGGAAUGCCAUGAUAUUAGGGUUUGCUCAGAAUGGUCGAGUGAGCGAGGCUCUGAACCUUUUCUGCGGGAUGCACUCUCAGAAAAUGAAGCCCGACACAUUCACAAUGGUGAGCGUCAUCCCAGCAAUAGCAGAACUUUCGGUGACCCGUCAUGCAAAGUGGAUCCAUGGGCUUGCGAUAAGGUCUUGUAUGGACAGUGAUGUGUAUGUGAUGACUGCCCUGGUGGACAUGUAUGCUAAGUGUGGAAAGGUCGACACAGCGAGAAAGCUCUUCGAUAUGAUGGAGUAUCGACAUGUAAUCACAUGGAAUGCCAUGAUCGAUGGGUAUGGGACCCAUGGCCUUGGGAUAGCAGCUGUGGAGUUGUUCAAAGAAAUGCGGAAAGGGACCGUAAGACCGAACGGAAUAACUUUCCUCUGUGUUCUCUCUGCAUGCAGCCACUCAGGCUUGGUUGAAGAGGGAGUGCGCUUCUUUGAUAGCAUGAAGAUGGAUUAUAAUAUAGAGCCCUCAAUGGACCAUUAUGGUUCCAUGGUAGACCUUCUCGGUCGAGCUGGGAGGCUCAAUGAGGCCUGGGAUUUCAUCCACAAGAUGCCCAUCGAGCCUGGGAUCACGGUGUACGGAGCCAUGUUGGGCGCCUGCAAGAUUCACAAGAAUGUCGAGUUGGGAGAGAAGGCAGCAGACAGAUUGUUCGAAUUAAACCCCGAGGAGGGGGGAUACCACGUCUUGCUUGCAAACAUAUACGCAACUGCCUCGAUGUGGGAUAAAGUGGCCAAAGUGAGGAAGGUGAUGGAGAAGGGCGGGCUCCAGAAAACUCCCGGCUGCAGCCUGGUGGAGCUGAGGAAUGAGGUCCAUAGCUUCUACUCGGGAAGCACUGACCACCCGCAGUCUAAGAGAAUCUACGCGUUCCUCGAGACUCUUACAGACGAGAUCAAGGCCGCUGGAUAUGUGCCUGACACGCACUCGAUCCAUGAUGUGGAAGAUGAUGUUAAGGAGCAGCUCCUCAGUAGCCAUAGCGAGAGGCUUGCAAUAGCGUUUGGGUUACUAAACACUAGCCCAGGGACGACGAUACACAUCAGGAAGAACUUACGGGUCUGUGGAGAUUGCCACAAUGCGACAAAGUACAUCUCCCUCGUGACAGGGCGGGAGAUCAUAGUGAGGGAUAUGCAUCGGUUUCACCAUUUCAAGGAUGGGGCGUGUUCCUGCAGAGACUACUGGUAACUUUAUUGUGUGGAUUUUUAGUAAUUUUCUCCAUGAAAGUCAUUGAGCUCGAAGAAGCGGACUCCACAGCACAGAAAGGGGAUGUAGAAUAUGGUCCAGACCCGGGGCUUUGAUCACAUUCCCGUGGUUUUUGGUUGCGAUAACGGAUCAGAUAUUGUUGCUCCAAGCAUUCAUUGGGCCCUCCUCACAUUUUUCUCUACACGCGAUAUAUACCAAUUUUUGAGUCAUUGUAAACAAAGUUUUUAGUGCAGUAAGUAUUUAUGAUCUGCACAUUCUACAACACGGAGCAAGUUCUAGUCUAUAGAGGACGGUGUCGAUUAAAUGAGAAAAGUGGCUGUGUAAGCUGCAUUCUCGA